This is a messenger RNA of Oncorhynchus nerka (sockeye salmon), 11753 nucleotides long. Its product is annotated as protein DENND6B-like. NCBI's taxonomy places the organism in Eukaryota, Metazoa, Chordata, Actinopteri, Salmoniformes, Salmonidae. Gene Ontology annotation, molecular function: guanyl-nucleotide exchange factor activity. Gene Ontology annotation, cellular component: recycling endosome. The record is from RefSeq and is a predicted model, not a curated record. Bases 540 to 1460 code for a protein of 306 amino acids. The transcript is spliced from 10 exons.
UUUAAUCAUGUUGAUUUCGAAACAGUCUUUCAAUAGCACUUGAUUUUUGCAGAACAACUAUGUACUGUAACUACAGGACAGGGGGAUUCAGCUGUCAUUUCAACCCUUCUCACUGUGGAGAGGCGACGCGUCUUGCUUUCACGUCACGAAGUAAAUAGCGGACAGGGCAGCACAAUCAUUCGGGGCAAUGAGGAAAUGGACAUCUGAUUCGUGAUUGACUCGUUGGACAGCUCCAAAUCUCGUUUUAUUGAGUCAGAGAAUACAGAAUCGAGUUUGCCAUGGGCCCGGUUCCCUUCGUGGCUGGAGUGUGUCUGCGUCGUUACCUUCUACCUCGGCCAAGCCAAGUAUUUAUCGGUUGCAAUGUACUUUACUGUAGUGUAGCAUCCCUAAAAUGUGUUGUUGACACCCAAUCUAGCUAGCGUGCUAAUGAUGUUAAUGUGUACAAAGUCUGGUUUGCUUGCAGAAAGAAAUCAUGAUCCACAUCAACCUCAUAUGUUUCAUAAUCUGUCCAGCCGGCGCAUGUGUGGAAUAGUGACAUCAUGACAUAUUGGCAUUUUCUCCUCUAUUCCAGCUGGUGUCCCCCACACCAUGUGAAACUCACUGAGAAGGAGCGAGCGCUGGCCCAUUUCUAUGGCUAUGUCUACUUCAGACAAGUCGAGGACGCCACCGUCAAAAGAGGCUACUUUCAGAAGUCCUUGCUGCAGAUCAUAGCUCCAGAGUAUUUUGAGAAGUUGGAACCUUGCCUUGAAGCAGUGCGCAACGAGAUUGACCAAUGGCAAUCUCCGGUGCCAGGGCUGACACUCAACCUACCUGUGAUGGGCGUGGUCAUGCAGGUCAGGAUCCCAUCCAAAAACGACAAACCAGGGGGGAGCCCGGUGAAACGAGCACAAAAGGAGUCCUUCAUGAUCCACCUGCAGAUCCUCUGGGAGCUCAUGCUGAUCGGGGAGCCCGUGGUCAUCAUGGCACCCUCUCCCACUGUCUCCUCAGAAACCGUGCUGGCCCUAGCGAGCUCGAUUGCUCCACUGCAGUAUUGCUGUGAUUACAGGCCCUACUUCACCAUACACGACACUGAGUUUAAGGAGUAUACCACUACGACACAGGCACCUCCCUAUGUGAUUCUGGGGGUCAAUAAUCCCUUCUUCAUAAAGACCUUCCAGUCCUGGCCCCACAUUAUACGCCUUGGAGAACUCAAGAUGUCAGGUGACCUGCCUGUGAAGGUGAAGAAACUAGCCAAGCUAAAAACACUGGACACUAAGUCAGGUAUCUACACAGCACAUAAAAUGUUCCUUCAAAAAGAGAAGUCUCUCAUCAAAAGACUCCUUAAAGGGAUCCAGAGGAAGAGGCCAUCUGAGGUGCAGAGUGCCAUCUUGAGGAGACAUCUGUUAGAACUCACCCAGAGCUUCAUCAUCCCACUGAGGGGACUGCCUUCCCUACCACACAUCCAUCCCACCCCUAUAUAGACUGUCUGUCCUGCUGCAUGCUGUGUGUCUCACCUGUCUCCCCCAGUAACACUACCUGGCCAGCCUGAUGCCUCUGCUAGAGGUCUGUGACUCCUUGGAAGAUCCGUUUCCUUCAGUCAGGAGGAGUUCAUGGGGACUCUGGAGCACGCUGGACCUCGGCUCACCUCUGUGCACAAAGGGGAUUGGGUGGGUCUGUCCACCUGCCACCAUCUGUCAUUUCUAACUAUUGUAUCUAGUUGUGGCACAUAUUUUUCAAACAAAUCAUCCAUAAUGCAUUGCACUUUGAUGUAUGGCCUAGUAGGAAAUUCUUCAGGUCCCCCAACUUCGAUGGCUGGUAUCGCCUGCGACAUGGAGCUGGCCCAGAAACCAGAAUGUCUCCACCUAGAGGUCGUCUGUGAUGCUGACCUGCUGGGUUGGACCAAGGGCAAGUCAGAGGUGGAGAUCGUGGACCUGGUCCUGAAGCUGAGAGGGAAACUGAUCAGUAAAACUCAUCAAUAUGUCCAUUACACUCACCUCAACCAUUUGUAACAUGCUAUAUUUAGUGUAAGAAAUGAAUUCUGUGCCACAAACCAUUGCGUACUAUAGUCUGUCUGUCCCCCAAUCCAGAUGAAGGCUGGAAAGCAGCAGCUCCCAGUGAAGGAAGGGGUGCUGGAGAACCUAGAGGGAUACCCCUAGACUAUCAUCAACUCUGUACCAUAGGACAUGCUGACUGUACUACACAGAUACUGACACACUGCUGAAUAGAUACAGAAACUGAUGCUGAAGUGUUUUUUUGUGUUUUAAAAACAACCUGAAUUUAAAGUAUUGCCAUCAGCCAAACCACUACACCCUCUGAGUAAUAUCAUGUAGCAAACUAGAAGUUUAGGUGAUAUUAGAAAAAUGGCUAUGGUUCAUCAUGACAAUAAUAUUAGAUCAAGGGGAAUAGAGAGUAGUUGAAAUGUAGACUUUAUGAGAUUAUGCCUUCACUAAGUAUCCUGAUUGUUACUAGUGGGAUUGAAGCAUAUACCUGUGGAGAGGGACAUGUUUGAGUAUUUAACAUCCAUAGUGGUCAGCGUAAAAAUAACUAUCAUAGGAGCCUACAUUUUACUACUUCACGGCUGAGCUGUUGCACCUAGACGUUUCCACAAAUUUCCACAAACUGACUUGUUGAAAAGGUGGCAUCCUAUGAUGGGGCCGCAUUGAAAGUCACUGAGCUCUUCAAUACGGGCCAUUUUACUACCAAUGUUUGUCUAUGGACAUUGCAUUGCUGUUUGCUCGAUAAAAAAAAAAAAAAACUAACUACCACACAAGCUCACAGAAUGGGACCCCUGAGUGCUGAAGCGUGUAGAAAUUGUCUGUCCUCGGUUGCAACACUCACUACCGAGUUCCAAACUGCCUCUGGAAGCAACGUCAGCCCAAUAACUGUUAGUCGGGAGGUUCAUGAAAUGGGUUUCCAUGGCUGAGCAGCCACACACAAGCCUAAGAUCAACAUGUGCAAUGCCAAGCGUCGGCUGGAGUGGUGUAAAGCUCGUCGCCAUUGGACUGGAGUGGUGAAUCAUGCUCCACCAUCUGGCAGAUGAAUCUGGUUUUUGCGGAUACCAGGAGAACCCUACAUUCCCCAAUGCAGUGCCAACUGUAAAGUUUGGUAGAGGAGGAAUAAUGGUCUGGGGCUGUUUUUCAUGGUUCGGGCUAGGCCCCUUAGGGAAAUCUUAACGCUUACGACAUUCUAGACGAUUCUGUCCUUCCAACUUUGUAGCAACAGUUUGGGGAAGGCCCUUUCCUGUUUCGGAAUGACGAUGCAUAAAGCGAGGUCCAUACAAAAAUGGUUUGUCAGGAGCGGUGUGGAAUAACUUAACUGUCCUGCACAGAGCCUUGACCUCACUAAUGCUCUUGGCUGAAAGCAAGUCCCCACAGCAAUUUUCCAACAUCUAGUGGAAAGCCUUCCCAGAAGAGUGAAGGCUGUUAUUGCAGCAAAGGGACCAACUCUAUGUCAAUGCCCAUGAUUUUGGAAUGAGAUGUUCGACGAGCAGGUGUCCACAUACUUUUGGCCAUGUAGUGUACUUGGUGCACAGUAGACAUGGCUGAAACUGAGCUUAUUUCUUUAAUGUUAAAGUGGUCAAUGAGUGCAUAGCACACACGUAAUACAUGCAUCAUCUCUUGUGGGUAUAGGCAGUUUUUUUUGUUUAAAGUUGACAGUGCCAAUCCUAACCAAAGCCACACCAGCUCCAAGCUAAUUCUGCUAAGAUAUUCAUCCAUCAGCUAACAUCUUUCUACAACCACUCAUUACAUUGCCGGUUACCAGUGAACGUAAAACGAAUGCAGCUGAUCAGGGCUUCUACCUCAUUCACUGCACUCCCUUUUGGCUGUCUACUAGGCCUGUGUUUACAUAGGCAGUCCAAUUAUGAUCCCCCCGAAUUCGUCUUUUGACCAAUCAGCUCAGAUGUGAAAAGAUCUGUGAUUGGUCAAAAGACUAAUUCAUGGAAAAAAAAUAUCAGAAUUGGGCUGCCUGCGUAAACACAGCCCUAUUGUUUCUCAAAUAGGUACAGUAUAUGUGGUACUUAAAUACCUUUUCUUCAGUUUGUUUUGUGAAGUACUGUAAUGGCAUUUGGUCACUAGGGAAGCCGUAAACUGCAGUUUUCAUAUGAGUAUUGAUAAUACUGAUACUAUUUGGAUCCUGGUGUUUACUUAUUUAUAAUAACCUAUAGUUAUAUUUUUUUUAUAUAAAAAAAAUGGUUUCUGAUGCAAAUAUACCGUUAGCGGUUACUAAUAAAAUUUGGAAACAACAGUGCUGAAUGACAACUCAAAGGCUGUGAUAUAUCCAUCCACCCACACGUUUACAGAAUCGCUGAGAAAAAUGGUUUAAUUUUCAUGUUGAGGGAAUCAAAAAUAUGCAUUUCAACAAUCAGCAUUGUAUUAUCCACUCAAAACUGUAUACUAGAAAAUACUGUAAUUACCAACCAAAGUAUUCAGCUUUUUAGCCCUCAGAUUAUCAUACAAUUAUGUACACAUACAGGAGAUCUAGCAUUAAAGGGACACUGAGAUUUUGGCAAUGAAGCCCUUUAUCUACUUCCCCAGAGUCAGAUGAACUCAUGGAUACCAUUUUUAUGAAGUUAGUUUAGUGAGCCAAUGCUAACUAGUGUUAGCACAAUGACUGGAAGUCUAAGGUAUCUACUAGCAUAAUAGCAGUUACCAUAGACUUCCAGUCAUUGUGUGAACGCUAGUUAGCAAUUGCGCUAACGUUAGUUAGCAACUUCCUUCAAACUGCAGACAGAGACAUACAAAUGGAUUCUAUGAGUUCUGGGAAGUAGAUAAAGGCAUUGCCAAAAUCCUGAAGAAUCCCUUUAAAGCUACUGAUGCACUCAGUAUUAAAAGGAAAGAUUUACCCAUUUAGAAUCUUCUAUUGUAUUUGUGCAUCUCUGAGCAAUGUUCUAUCAAUUCCCAGGGUCAUUUCAUGUUUCCAUGUGUAUCGGAGUGAUUCGCCCUUCAAGCAGACAGAAAUACAGUCGGUAUGAAGAGUUUUGCAUAAUUUUUUCCACUAAUUGGCUUUAUUUCAAUAUGACGCAAAACUCAUCAUAUUUCUGCCUGCUUGAACAGGGAAUCUUUCCUUUAAACAUAAUUAUGGCUAUGUUUACACAGACAGGCCAAUUAUUAGACUGAGGUUUGUUAUCUAAAAGUUAACAGAGUCUGUCCUUGUCCCUGUGUAAGAAUGGUCAAUAUUUGGUUACCUUCCUUUGACAGAAACACAGAUGUGAGCCUCAUGCUAUGAUUCUAUCUUAUCAAAGAAUCACAACAACCAAACAUGCAGCUUCACAUAGUGGCAAAUACAAACCCACACUUCAAUAUCCACUGAUUAUAUUGCAAAAUCCAAUGUUUUGUGUGCUUCUUUCACACAUAAAGCAAUCAUUUUGAAUAAAGGAAAAUAAAAUGGCGAUCAACAUUUGCGCUUUGACACUGUUGAUUACAUUUUAUUUUCCUCAAGACUUUAUUCAAAAUGACUGCGUUAUGCGUGACACCACACCGGAAUCCUGGGAAAACAACACACCAAAAUAAAUAGCUUUUAUUCAGGAAAACUAAAACACACUUGUUGACUGUCGGGGGAUUAAUUCAAAUGAGUUCUCAUUAUUUGCAGAGUGAGGAGCUGAACUCUUCUCUUCCCAUCAUCAUCAUCAUCAUUAUUACCUCAUCCCUGCCGUCCACCACGCCUGGUUCUGGUGCUGUUUGACCACCGCCUGCUUCUCCUGAGGGCUGAAGUGCAGGAUGGUCAGUAUGGCUGUGAGGGUCUGCUGACGCCCCCUGGUGUCCUGAAGGGUGAGGAACUUGUAGAUUACGUUCUUGAGGUACUCCAGGUUGGCCCCCUCCCUGCCCUGGUCCCUGUGCCGUUUGUCCAGCCUGCCGCGGAGCUCAGCCACCUCCUCGUCGUAGCGCUCCCCGUUUGCGAUCAGCCUCCCCUGCAGCUGGUGCACGUCCUCCUCGAGCCGGUGCUUCUGCCGCCGCAGCGAGCCGAUCUCCACCUCCUUUCUUGCCAGCUGCUCGACGUACAGGAGGAGCGUGGGCUCGUUGGGCCCUGCCAGCCGCAAUGCAUGGGUGAUGAUGUCACUCUCCUCCUGCGCCAAGUCAUCCAUGUUGUUGGCGUUGUUGCUGUUGUUGCUGCCGCCGUCCGCGGUCGCUCUGAAGUCUUCCCCCGUUUCUCCUUCGUCGCUGUGGUGGCUUCUGUAACCAGCGAGACUGUAGCCGAUAGACUUCAGCUUCUCCAACUCCUGGUCCUUCUCUUGCAGUAGGGCCAUGGUGCGGUCCCUCUGCCGGUGCAGUUCCCCCUCCAGCCUGAGGAGGCUCUCUCUGUAUUGGGCCUCAGCCCGGUCAAGCUCCUGUUUAUGACCCUGCUGCAGCAUCCCUUUCCCCUGCUGACACUCCUCCAGCUCCCGGCGGUGCUUGGCCUCCGCCUCAUCGCCAUGGAUACGCUGGUUGAUGUACUUCUCCUUGAGCUCAGCCAGCUGGUCACGGGCCUCCUCCAGCUCUUUGGCGAGGCUACAGUCUUUAGCGUUCUUGUUCUUCAGCACCACCUGCGCCCGCACCUUGUAGCGCUCAAACUCCUCCUUCAGCUGCCGCAGUUCCUGCUGGUAGUACAGCGCAGAGGCCUUCUCCCCGUCUGACGACUCCCCCCAACUGCCCGUCCCCUGACCCAGCUGCCCCUCCAUCUCAGCCAUCUUCUCUAUCUCCAUGGUCUGCUCUGGGUGGUUCCUCUGUGUGGCUAGCAGAAGAAGUCUCUUCACCUUCUCCAGGCGCUCCUUCAGCACGUUCACGUCCAGGUUGGCCUCGUCCAUGCUGAGGUCCAGGGGGGAACCGCGGGUGGAAGCGGCGAUGGCCAGGGUCUUGUUCUCCGUGUCCAGCUGCAGGAUGCGCUCUCUCAGCCAGUGGGAGUUCUGCUGGUCCCUCUGCCGGCCUUCUCGCAGGCCCCAAGCAGCUCAGACAGCUCAGACACUCGCAACUCCAGGCUGGCCACACGGCCCUCCUCCAGCUGGGAUUGCCCCUGCAGACGCUCCUCUGCCUGCGACACCUGCAGAUAGAGAGGGGACAGGGAAAUGACAGCCAUGAGACACAAAUAGACAACGGAAGACAACAGUACAUAUAAUGCGAUGUUAUUCUCUGCCAUGGCAUUUAUGUUUUAUCAAGCUGUUUCUAAUACAAGGUCAAGGGUUGUUGAAUAUAGUGUUAAAAUUCAGGUCAUCAAAUAUUUUCUAUAUGUUUAAGUCGUUCACCAUAAUACAGGAUACAUUUGUGAAAUUAGUGCAGGGUGAAUCCAUUUGAACUCAAUCACUUUCUGACAGCACCCCUUUUGAUUUGAACGAAACCCUCCAUACAUAUUUACCCAUUAUAGAAGCGCCCAGAAAGUGACGUUUUGAAACAAUGCCAAAACAUUCAAGAGAUGUAGGUGCUCAAAUGUACCUAUUUUUGCAUACCCCACCAUACCAUGAGACAUCCAUGUUUUCAUCACUGGAAAAGAUAAACUGUGGAGAUUGAUAUCAUUUAAAAGCUUAAAAUCAGGGUUGUCAAACUAUUUUAUAAUUUCUUGAAAAACAUUUUUUUCCUUAAAAUGUAUUUUUUUAAAUUUUGAAACAUAAAUUAUAUAAAUACGUGUAAACUCAGAUUAUUUGUGUACGCUGUAUCUUAGACCCUAUUUUAUAUCAUCUAAGGUUUUUGUGUUGUUACCGCCAUCGGUUGAGACAACAUGCUCUUUAAUACAGGGUGGGUGUCAAGUUUUGGCUGAUACAUGUGCUAAAAUGGGAAUAAAAUUGAAACGUCAACUUUCAAAUGGUACCCCAAAGAUGGUUGGAGAGGUGGACAGGUGACCAUCUUUGUGGUAGUAAUUAGAAGUUCAAUUUAAAUGGGGUACCAGCUAAAUUGCAGUGGUCUGAAGGGAUAGGUCCAUUCUAUGAAUGACAUUUCUAUGAUUGAAAUGACACCCAACCUGUAUUCAAGAGCAUGUUGUGUCUCAACCGAUGGCAGGCACAACAAAAACACCUCAGCUGAUGUAAAGUAGGGUCUAAGCUACAACAUGUGCAAAUAAAAAAAUAAAAAAUCAUAGUUCACGUUUUUAGAUAAUUGACGUUGAAGGUUAAAAAAGUCACAAAAUUUUUUAAAAUAUAUUUUUUUAAAGAAAUUAUCAAAGUUUGAAAACCCUGUUUGGAAGCUUUUAAUAUAUAUAUACAUCAAACUGAAAAUUUUACAGUGAUGAAGACAUGGAUGUCUAAUGGUAUGGUAGGGUAUGGGUAUUUCCAUCUUUAAAUGGACAAGAGCGCCAACAUGGGAAGUACCGUCUUUCGGAUGGGACGUUAAAAACGGGUAUCCUGACUCUCUAUGGUCUGACUCUCUCUAUCCCAUGGCCCUUAUCGUAACAGUAGGGGUGUUAACCCCGGUGUCCUGGCUAAAUUCCCAAUCUGACCCUAAUACCAUCAUGGCCACCUAACCAUCCCCAGUUUCCAAUUGGCUCAGUCAUCCCCUCUCCUCCCCAGGUCCUAAGCUGUAAAAGAGAAUAUGUUCUCAGUCAACUUACCUGGUAAAAUAAGUGUAAAUAAAAUAAACAGGAACAUGUCAAAUUGAGUGUAAAAAUAGUAUAUUUUUGUGAAAUUAAAUUUUUUAACCUAGAAAUUUGGAAUAAGCAAAGGCUUUGAUUUCUGGUCAAACACAUGGAAAAGAGGUCUUAAACAACAUCUACCAGAUCUAACAUCUACCAGUAUUACAAAUACAUCAACACACAAUAAUGAAGUAAAGACCCCUGCCAACUAAUUGUCAACACAUUUAGUUUUUGAUAAAUUUGCCUUUUGUAAGUUUAAUAAAAAUUGCCUUGUAAUUCUGUCACUAAAAACCCACAUUUUAAGAUAUUUUCUAAUUUCUCUCCCUCAUGAGGGAGGAUAAUGAAAGUUCACAGAAGUAACAAGGUAGACCUACCAAUUAGCUAGUGUGUUUACUGAUAUCAAGUUUGUUUAUGAAUGAAUAAGGGAUUCAAACGUGUAAAUCUUUUAUAAAAUCUGUAACGGAAUUAACGCAAUUGAAUUGGCUACAAUCUCCCGGCUCUUACAGACACCUACCCCCUUCCCAUUUACUGUAAAAAGCAUCCUCGCCCGCUGAGCACCGACAGACACCAGAUGUCCACGGACGUUGCAAAGUUCUUGAAAUUUAGUCAGUCCGCCCUGGCCGGACCAAAUCUGAACCAAUCACAGACUUCAAUGUUUCACAAGUUUGGACAGUACAGUAGAGCACAGUAAAGAAAAGUACUUCAUUGUACUGUACUGAACUCUACUGUGAUGACCAAACUUGUGAAACAUAAGACUUCUUUCUAUGAUUGGUUCAGAUUUGGCCUGGUAAAGACCAACCAAAUGUGGUCUUGUUUGGGGGCAGAGUUCAUUAUAAUAUAAUAGCCAGUGUGUAGAAUAAUACCCGAAUGUGCAAAAGGAAGAUAUUGCAUAUGUCUACCUUUGCGUACCUAUUCCGGAUAGAUCACCAUGAAGAGAAUAAUAUUCAUUUCCAUAAUUAUGCAUUUCUGGAUAGUACAGAUCAGGGACCUAUGAUGUAAUUCCGUUACCGGGUGUAAAUCCACUUCACCUACUGUAGUUCAGUAACCAACAUUUUUUUAAUUCAUUUUUUAAACUCAAGGUGUCAUGUCAUAGCUGACAACCAAUUCUUUCUGCAGACAUCUUUGAAUCUUAAUUCAGAGCAGAUAUUUAACAGAGUGUUUGGAAAACGUGGUUGGAUAAAAAACUGAGGGAGAUUUUACUGUAAUUCUGUUACCAAACUUUGCAUCUGCACAGUUCUUCCAGUAAAUGUGUUUUUGUGAAAUGCUGUGUAAAUUGUUCAAAUUAGUCCUUGUAGAUAGAGUAUGGUAUGUUGAACUUUGAAAUCAAUGGUUUUGUUUGGCAUACGUUUUGAAGUGAAAAAUCAGAGUCAACGUGUAACUCCGUUACCAUGGAAUUGCUUGUAAGAAAAAUGGGUCAACUGAGUACCUUUAUCUCCUGAAUGUUUUGGCAUUCAGUUCCAAAAAGUCCCUUUCUGACCACUUCUCCAUGAGGAAACAUGCAUGAAAAGUGUUCUUUAAAUGCUGUUAAAAUGUGAUUGAAUUCAAAUGGAUUUACCCUGCAGUCCUUCCUAAGCAUUACCAUACCUUUCUGAUCUCAUGCUGCAUCUGCUGCUGAAAGUGGUUCUUGAGUGUCGCCAGCUCCCGCUGAAGCUCCUCCACCCGUGGGUCUGGCUUGUUCCUCUCUGCCUCCGCAGUCUGAAGGCUCCUCCUCAUCUCCUCCCUCUGCUGGGUCACCUCCUUUAGCCGGGCCUCAUAAUCGUGCCCUCGAUCUGCGGCCUGUGUGACCUCCAGCAGGACCUCCCUAGUGUCCUCCAGCCGAAGCUCAGCAUCCUGCCUCUGGCUUCUCUCCUCCUGCAGCAAUUUUUGGAGCUCUCUGAGCAUGAGGGCGUGGUCACCCUGCUCCUGCUCUCUCUCAUGUUGCUGGGUUAUAACCCGAGCCUUGCUCUCCGCCAGCUGCUCAUGCAGGGCAUGGAUCUCUGCUUCAUGCUGCCUCCUGGACUCCUCCAGCCUCCCCUGGAGCGCAUCCAUGUCCUGCUUGAUCUUCCGCUUGUCGGCCUGGAAGUUGGCCUCCAUCCUGGACUUUUCCUGCGUGACCGUGGCCAGGGAGCUGGUCAGGGUGGUCAGUUGGGUCUUCAGCUGGAGGACCCUCCGGUCAGCCUCCAUAGAAGAGGUGGGUGGGGGUGUUAUGUGCUGCUGAACCUCAGACCCUCCACUACUGCUGGAGCUGAUACCGCUCUCUGACCCACUAGCCUCCUCAGACCUCUGGGACACUGAGGGGCCUCCAGGCCCGGUCGCCCCCAUCUCUCCUGGGCUACUACCCUGGUCCUCUUCAGCCUGGUCGCCCUUGGUGCUCCCACUGGUAAUGCUGGUAGCAGUGUCGGCGGAGGCUGCUGUGUCCAGACUGUCCUCGCUGUGCAUGGAGCAGUGAUCAUCUGGGAAGUCAUAGGUCAUAUUGCUGCCACUGGCAGAGCCGUCAUCUCCACGCUGGCUGAGGUCGACCUCCUGGGAGAAGGUCAGUACCUUGAGACUAGCCUCCAGAGCCUCCUUCUCCUUCAGCAGGCUCUUGUAGGCCCUGACCACAUCCUUGAAGCGUGUUUGAUACUGGACCAACUGCUUUCUCUGAGUCUCUAUGGUGUCCACAAGCUCCUUCUUGCUGGGGCCACCCCCAAAGCUCAUCCCAAACUUCUCCAUGGCUCAGUGGGUUUUUGGUUUUAUUUUCAGUUGCUUGACUUUCAGCUGAGAUCCAUGAUUGCUGGCUCAAAGACCUGCAUGGGAUAUAGUAAGAGGAACCAUUGUUAGACAGCAUGAUAAAAGAUAAAAUAGUAGCAAACUAACGUUAGUGCCAAAGAUAAUGUUGGGUUCGACAUUUUGAACAUUGAGAUAUUAAAUAAAUGAUAGAUAGAAUCAAAGGAGACAGUUAGGGGUUCUCUGUAGAAGGACAGAUAGCUGUGGAAUGUGUUGGAAUGUGUUGGGUGGACGGGAGCAGAGCACUGUGUUGAUACAGGGGAGACAGGUGGACAUCUGUGGAUUAGGUGAAGGAGGGGUUGAGGUGAGAACAGGUCACCUGAAGGGAGUAAUAAGGGUUUGGGAUCUUGUUACUCUAUUCCUGUUAAACCAUAAACUAAGGAUUGAAGAGAGGGAGUGUUAAGUAGGAGGUAUAUAACUGUGAUGUGAGAAAUGUUUUGCCAUCUGAUUACAGCUGUACAGAACCUUUGGGAAGAAUUAAACUUGGUUAAAGCUUC